AUGGGCACCCGGGUGCCGCCCGUUCCCAUGGAUCCCGCGGCCGCGGCGAAGUCCCGCCGCGACCGCCAUGACCCGGACGAGAUGGAGGGCCUCUUCUCCCGCAUGCUCUCCCGGACCCGCAACGUCCUCCCAGACCCGCCCGUCUCCGUCGACGGCCGCCUCUUCGCUCUCCUCCCCCACGACUCCGUCGACUGCAUCAGUCGCCUCCCCGACGUGCUCCUCGGCAACAUCGUCUCCCGCCUCCCAGUCAAGGAAGCCGCGCGCACGGCCGCGCUCUCCCGGCGCUGGCGUGGGGUCUGGCGCUCCACCCCGCUCGUCCUCGUCGACUCUCACAUCCUCCCCGCAGAUGCAGGCACCGCGGUCGCGCGCGCCGACGCGCGGCGCAUCACCUCCGCCGUCUCCCGCAUCCUCGCCGCGCACCCGGGUCCCUUCCGCUGCGUCCACCUCACCAGCUGCUACAUGGAAGAGUUCGAUGGCCUGCUCAGGUGCUGGCUCCAGAUCCUCGCCGACAAGGGCAUCGAGGAACUCAUCCUCAUCAACCGCCCAAUGCCGCUCGGCUGCCUUCUCCGCUCCACGUUCUUUCUCCCCUCCACGUUCUUAGGCAUGACCACCCUCACCUGUCUCUACCUCGGCCUCUGGAAGUUCCCCGACAUGGCCGGCGUCAAGCGCGUCACCUUUUCCCCUAACCUCCGUGAGCUUGGGCUCUGCACUGUCCUCAUGGAGAGCAAGGAUUUGGACUUCAUCCUCGACAGGAGCCCCGUGCUUGAGACGCUCUGUGUGGAAAGCAAUAUUUUCAAGCUUGGCCUUCGCCUUGUCAGCCAAAGCAUCCGGUGCGUGAAGAUCAUCCUAUCCUUCUUUGAGGAAAUCGCUGUGGUGGACGCCCCAUGCCUGGAGCGACUCAUCCUAUCAGGAGGUUGGACCAAAGACGGUGUCUGUACCAAGGUGAAGAUCGGCCAUGCCCCCAAGUUGCACUCGCUUGGAUACUUGGAUUCAGAAAAUCAUGUCCUAGAGUUCGGCAACACUGUCAUCAAGGCUGGGACAAAGACGAGCCCAAGCACCAUGGUACCAAGUGUGAGGAUCCUGGCUUUGGAGGUGCGUUGUGGAGUCCGCAGUUAUGCCAAGAUGAUCCCGACUGUCCUCGGAUGCUUUCCGAAUGUUGAGACGCUCCACAUCAUGUCUGGAGAAACUGGUCAACCCUCUGGCAAGCACAACCUUGAGUUCUGGAAUGAGUCUGGUACCAUAAAAUGCAUCUGCUCAUGCAUCAAGCUGCUGGUUUUCCAUGAUUUCUGA
This is a messenger RNA of Triticum turgidum subsp. durum (durum wheat), 1290 nucleotides long. NCBI's taxonomy places the organism in Eukaryota, Viridiplantae, Streptophyta, Magnoliopsida, Poales, Poaceae. The record is from the annotation of a GenBank genome assembly.